Schizophyllum commune H4-8 is the source of this 866-nucleotide messenger RNA. RefSeq lists its product as uncharacterized. Gene Ontology annotation, molecular function: lipid binding. The transcript has 3 exons. The record is from RefSeq and is a predicted model, not a curated record. Lineage: Eukaryota; Fungi; Basidiomycota; Agaricomycetes; Agaricales; Schizophyllaceae. Gene Ontology annotation, biological process: mitochondrion organization; phospholipid transport. The coding region runs from base 27 to 866 and encodes 279 amino acids. Gene Ontology annotation, cellular component: ERMES complex.
CGCCACCACCUCCGUCUCCAUCUGCAAUGUCCAUUGACCUGGACUGGGAAAAACUCAAUCGAGGGCUGGCCCAACAUCUUGUCGACGUUUUGAACAGACAGCUGGCAAGCACAGAAACCCCCUCCUUCAUCGGCCCUGUCCAAGUAUGCUCCCUCGACUUCGGCUCUGCAGCUCCAGACGUUGAGCUCGUCGACCUCCGAGACAUAUACCGCGACUUCCUCGAAGAUGACGAGGACACUCCCGAUGACAAGGACGUCAAAGUAACCGAGACCGACCCCAUCGACGACGAGGACGGCUACGAAUGGGUCUCCCGCCAGCCACCAAUACGCAGGUCAUCUUCGACCGAGUCGCUUGACACCAGACCCGACACUUCCCCGCCAGAGCCACCACAACCUGCCGCGCAGCCCAACCUGCAGUUGCACCUCUACGUGACCUGGAAUUCCGACCUACGUAUAACGCUCACAACGUCCCUGCUCAUUAACUACCCCUCCCCCUCGUUCAUGUCGCUCCCCAUCAAGCUCUCCGUUACCGGACUUGUGUUCAACGGAGAGGUUGCGGUCGCGUACGAAGGCGAGCGACGGCGUAUACACUUAUGCAUCCUCGACGACCUCGAUCCCUACGGCCCCGCAACCGCGAAGCGCAGAGACCCGACACCCCCAGAGCUGCUCAUGGACGAGAGUGAGCCCAUCACGCCCUCCCGUCUUCUUCCCUCCAUCGUCAUCGAGAGCGAGAUUGGCCAGGCGGACAAGCACGUCCUGCGGAACGUGACGCGCGUGGAGAAGUUCAUUCAGGAUAUGAUCCGCAAGACGGUCGAGGAGGAGCUCGUAUUCCCGAAUUUCCAUACCCUCGUCAUGGGGGACGGAUAG